Molecule: messenger RNA, 6921 nt
Organism: Danaus plexippus (monarch butterfly)
Lineage: Eukaryota; Metazoa; Arthropoda; Insecta; Lepidoptera; Nymphalidae
Gene: Chc
Product: clathrin heavy chain
Exons: 29
Coding region: 195-5243 (1682 amino acids)
Biological process (GO): receptor-mediated endocytosis; intracellular protein transport
Cellular component (GO): clathrin coat of coated pit; clathrin-coated endocytic vesicle; clathrin complex
Molecular function (GO): structural molecule activity; clathrin light chain binding
Source: RefSeq, a predicted model, not a curated record
UCUAGUUCAUUUCAUUUCAUUCAUUUGUGUAUGUGGCAGCCGCAGGUGCAUUAUUCGUCAAGUCUUCAUACGAAUAAAAAAAUAUAUUAACCGGGCAGAUUUUCUUCAUGUUGGAUAAAAUUAAAAAAAACGCAAUACAAAGGGCUCGUUCGUAAGCAAUUUCAGUUUAUAAAGAGCACGGAAGAAAAGCAAUCAUGGCUCAGGUGUUGCCAAUACGCUUCCAGGAGCAUUUACAGCUCACAAAUAUAGGUAUAAAUCCCGCUUCAAUAUCAUUCAACACCCUGACCAUGGAGUCGGAUAAGUUCAUCUGUGUCCGUGAGAAGGUGGGUGACACCUCGGAGGUUGUCAUCAUUGACAUGGCGGAUCCCACCAACCCUAUAAGGAGACCCAUCAGCGCUGACUCUGCCAUCAUGAACCCAGCUAGCAAAGUCAUCGCUCUCAAGGGAAAGGCUGGAGUGGAAGCAGCGCAAAAGACCCUCCAAAUAUUCAACAUUGAAAUGAAAUCCAAGAUGAAGGCGCACACUAUGACCGAGGAUGUAGUUUUCUGGAAGUGGAUCUCGCCUAACACUUUGGCCCUGGUGACCAAAAUAUCAGUAUACCACUGGUCCAUGGAGGGGGAUUCGACACCAGUCAAGAUGUUCGAUAGACAUUCAUCUCUCGCUGAGUGUCAGAUUAUCAACUACAGAACCGAUCCUAAGCAGCAGUGGCUGCUACUUGUCGGUAUCUCGGCGCAACAGAAUCGUGUUGUGGGCGCUAUGCAGUUGUACUCAGUUGAGCGGAAGUGUUCUCAGCCGAUCGAAGGUCAUGCUGCUUCGUUCGCGACCUUCAAGGCUGAGGGUAACGCUGAGCUGUCUACGCUGUUCUGUUUCGCUGUGAGGACAGCACAGGGCGGGAAGCUGCACAUCAUCGAGGUUGGUCAGACCCCAGCCGGUAACCAGCAGUUCCCUAAGAAAGCGGUGGACGUUUUCUUCCCGGCUGAAGCCCAGAACGAUUUCCCGGUCGCCAUGCAAGUGUCACCCAAAUAUGACGUCAUCUACCUGAUCACCAAAUACGGUUACAUCCAUAUGUACGACAUCGAAACUGGCACCUGCAUUUAUAUGAAUCGCAUCUCCUCUGAUACUAUAUUCGUGACAGCACCCCACGAAUCGACCGGCGGAAUUAUUGGUGUGAACCGCAAGGGACAAGUUCUGUCUGUGACGGUGGAAGAGGAGUCCAUAGUGCCGUACAUCAACACGGUGCUGCAGAACCCUGAACUGGCGCUCCGGCUGGCUGUGAGGAAUAACUUGGCCGGUGCCGAGGAGUUGUUCGUCAGGAAAUUCAACAUGCUGUUCACCAACGGACAGUACGGAGAGGCAGCUAAGGUAGCGGCUAUGGCUCCGCGCGGGAUCCUCCGUACGCCGCAGACGAUCCAGCGGUUCCAGCAGGUGCCCACCCAGCCCGGGCAGACCUCCCCGCUGUUGCAGUACUUCGGCAUCCUGUUGGACCAAGCACAGCUCAACAAGUUCGAAUCGCUGGAGUUGUGCCGACCUGUACUACUGCAAGGUCGCAAGCAACUAUUGGAGAAAUGGCUGAAGGAAGAGAAAUUGGAAUGUUCAGAGGAACUGGGAGACCUUGUGAAGCAGGUCGAUCCCACUCUGGCACUGUCAGUUUAUUUAAGGGCGAAUGUAGCUGCCAAAGUGAUCCAAUGUUUCGCCGAAACCGGCCAGUUCCAGAAGAUCGUGUUAUACGCUAAGAAGGUGGGCUAUACGCCGGAUUAUAUCUAUCUCCUGAGAUCUGUGAUGCGUACGAAUCCCGAGCAAGGCGCAGGUUUCGCGGGUAUGCUGGUCGCCGAGGACCCGCCGCUGGCUGACAUCAAUCAGAUCGUGGACGUGUUCAUGGAGCAGAACAUGGUACAGCAGUGCACAGCCUUCUUACUCGAUGCCUUGAAGAACAACCGUCCCGAGGAAGGAGCCCUACAGACCAGAUUGUUAGAGAUGAAUCUGAUGUCAGCGCCUCAAGUGGCAGACGCGAUUCUGGGCAAUGGUAUGUUCACGCACUACGACCGCGCCCAUGUCGCUCAGCUCUGCGAGAAGGCCGGCCUACUGCAACGUGCUCUAGAGCAUUACACCGACUUGUACGACAUUAAGAGAGCUGUGGUUCACACACACUUGCUGUCCGCCGAUUGGUUGGUGAGUUAUUUCGGCACCCUAUCAGUCGAAGACUCCCUCGAGUGUCUUAAGGCGAUGCUACAAGCGAACAUUCGCCAAAACCUUCAGAUUUGCGUACAGAUCGCAACCAAAUACCACGAACAACUAACAACCAAGGCUCUCAUUGAACUAUUCGAGGGUUUCAAGACUUAUGAAGGUCUAUUCUACUUCCUCGGCUCCAUUGUGAACUUCAGUCAGGAUUCAGAAGUACAUUUCAAGUACAUCCAGGCUGCAUGCAAGACUGGUCAGAUCAAAGAAGUGGAACGCAUCUGUCGCGAGUCGAACUGCUACAACGCGGAGCGUGUGAAAAAUUUCCUUAAGGAAGCCAAACUUCCCGACCAGUUGCCUCUAAUCAUUGUGUGCGAUAGAUUCGACUUCGUACACGACCUCGUCUUGUAUUUGUAUAGAAACAGCCUCCAAAAGUACAUCGAGAUUUACGUACAGAAGGUAAACCCGUCAAGGCUGCCUGUAGUUGUCGGUGGCCUGUUGGAUGUAGACUGCGCUGAGGAUAUAAUCAAAAACCUCAUCCUCGUAGUCCGAGGACAGUUCUCCACAGACGAGCUCGUAGCUGAAGUCGAGAAGAGAAACAGACUAAAGUUGCUCCUACCAUGGUUGGAGACGCGGGUCCACGAGGGCUGCAACGAGCCAGCGACGCACAACGCUCUAGCCAAGAUUUACAUUGAUUCUAACAAUAAUCCCGAGAGAUUCUUGAAGGAGAACCAAUGGUACGAUUCCCGUGUUGUGGGUCGCUACUGUGAGAAGCGCGAUCCCCACCUCGCUUGUGUGGCGUACGAGCGUGGGCAGUGUGACCGCGAGCUGAUCGCCGUAUGCAAUGAUAACUCGCUGUUCAAGACUCAAGCGCGGUAUCUCGUGAGGAGACGGGACCAGGACCUCUGGCUGGAAGUACUGGCCGAGUCAAACCCUUACAAGAGGCAGCUUAUAGAUCAGGUUGUACAAACGGCUCUGUCGGAAACCCAAGACCCUGAGGAUAUUUCGGUGACGGUGAAGGCAUUCAUGACAGCUGAUUUGCCGAAUGAGCUGAUCGAGCUGUUAGAGAAGAUUGUCCUGGAUAACUCUGUGUUCUCUGAUCACAGGAACUUGCAGAAUCUGCUUAUUUUGACAGCUAUCAAGGCCGACCGCACCCGUGUUAUGGAAUACAUCAAUCGCCUGGACAACUACGACGCACCGGACAUCGCUAACAUAGCCAUCAAUAACGAGCUAUAUGAGGAAGCUUUUGCUAUCUUCAAGAAGUUCGAUGUUAAUACAUCAGCCAUUCAAGUCCUGAUAGACCAAGUGAAGGAUCUACAACGCGCUUAUGAAUUCGCCGAGCGUUGCAACGAGCCGGGCGUUUGGUCACAACUGGCUAAGGCUCAGUUACAGCAGGGAUUGGUGAAGGAAGCCAUUGAUUCUUACAUAAAGGCAGACGAUCCAUCCGCCUAUAUGGACGUAGUUGAUACAGCCACCAAACAACAGUCCUGGGAGGAUCUCGUCAGAUACCUACAGAUGGCUCGCAAGAAGGCUCGUGAAUCGUACAUAGAAUCCGAAUUGAUUUACGCUUACGCCCGCACUGGGAGGCUGGCUGAUCUCGAAGAGUUCAUCUCUGGUCCGAACCACGCCGACAUACAGAAAAUAGGGGACAGGUGUUUCGACGAUAAAAUGUACAACGCUGCUAAACUGCUCUACAAUAACGUGAGCAACUUUGCUCGUUUGGCCAUCACUCUGGUGCAUCUCAAGGAAUUCCAAGGCGCGGUGGACAGUGCCCGCAAGGCUAACUCCACUCGUACAUGGAAGGAGGUUUGCUUCGCCUGUGUCGACGCCGGUGAAUUCCGUCUCGCUCAGAUGUGCGGACUACAUAUAGUUGUGCAUGCUGACGAAUUGGAGGACCUCAUUAAUUACUACCAGGAUCGUGGUCAUUUCGACGAGCUGAUCAGUCUGCUCGAGGCUGCUCUCGGUCUCGAACGUGCUCAUAUGGGAAUGUUCACAGAACUGGCCAUACUUUACUCCAAGUACAAACCAGCUAAGAUGCGCGAACAUUUGGAACUAUUCUGGUCUCGCGUUAACAUUCCGAAGGUCCUUCGCGCCGCGGAACAAGCUCAUCUGUGGUCCGAACUAGUGUUCCUGUACGAUAAAUACGAGGAGUACGACAACGCUGCUCUCACCAUGAUGCAACACCCCACAGAGGCAUGGAGGGAGGGCCACUUCAAGGAUAUUAUCACUAAGGUGGCGAAUAUGGAGCUGUACUACAAGGCUAUCCAGUUUUACUUGGACUACAAACCUCUUCUUCUGAACGAUCUUCUGCUAGUGCUGGCUCCACGUAUGGAUCACACUCGUGCUGUGGGAUUCUUCACCAAGGCGGGCCACCUACAGCUGGUUAAGGCCUACCUGAGGUCCGUACAGAGCCUCAACAAUAAAGCUGUCAAUGAAGCACUCAAUUCCCUGCUCAUUGAUGAAGAGGAUUAUCAGGGCUUGAGGACAUCGAUUGACGCUUUCGAUAACUUUGACACGAUCGCACUGGCUCAGCAACUGGAGAAACACGAACUCACCGAGUUUAGAAGAAUUGCUGCCUAUUUGUACAAAGGCAACAAUAGAUGGAAACAGAGCGUCGAGCUUUGCAAGAAGGACGCUUUAUACGCUGAUGCCAUGGAAUACGCCGCUGAGUCCCGUCAGGCAGAUGUCGCUGAGGAACUGCUAGACUGGUUCCUUGAAAGACGCAACUACGAGUGCUUCUCGGCUACUUUGUACCAGUGUUACGACCUCUUGAAACCCGAUGUAGUUAUUGAACUGGCGUGGAGACAUAAUAUCAUGGAUUUCGCAAUGCCGUAUCUCAUCCAAACUGUACGCGAACUGACAACUAAAGUUGAGAAGUUGGAGGAAGCUGACGCCAAACGUAGCACAGAGAGCGCUGAACAAGAAGCCAAACCAGCAAUGAUUAUGGAACCACAGCUUAUGCUUACUGCAGGUCCUUCAAUGGCUUAUCCGGGUGUACCGGCCCAGUCACCGUACGCUUACGCGGCGCAGGCACCGUCCCCGGCGCCCUACCACGGCUACGGCAUGUAGGGAACCGCCCGGCCCUCAUGGGGCUCCUUCGCGCACUUUUGAGCGCGGCAUCAUAACACGCCCUAACAUAUUGGAAUGCUGUUGAAUACAUCCAUGUUGAUACCAAUCAUGAAUGUAUUCUACAGCUGGAGGGCGUGUUAUAAUAAAAAUCGGAUCGUCAAAUGUCAGUCUCUUUGCAAUUUUGAUAACAAUCUGACCUAAUACCGUUCAUAUUAAACUAUACAUAGAUUUUCUACAAAACGGGUUUAUUCUAAGCGACAAGGCCUAAUGUAGGUUGACGUUACAGCUAACUCAGAAAUGCGGAGAGACUCAUUUAGUUUGGAUGUCCUAACAGACGGACUGUUGGAUGCAGCAUGUAUUCUAUACCUCUAAAAUAUAUUACGUACCUUCAAUGAGUAGUGAAAUGUUCUAAAAUUAACUUUAAUCGUUGUUGUUUGUAGGAGUUUGACAGCCUUAAAAAAAUAUAUAAAGUCUGCUUUACCCGAUCAAUAUUUAGAAAUUUUACGCAUACAUGAUGUAUUUUUGAAUAUCUUAUUGAAUCUGUAGUUCGUAGUGAUCGCGUGCUCAAACCUGUAACCGUUUUGAACCAAUCGAAUAUUCAUAUUAAACGCUAAGACUAAAAUAUACAAAAGAUUAGAGAAAUUUAUUAUAUUAAAAAAAAAAAAGAAAGUUGAUUAGGCGUUUUGCUACAUCCUGAGCAGAUUUAACCAAAUUUUAGAUCUGCCAGAGCUUAAUUGUAACAUUGAGUGCGUAUACAUAAAUGUCUACGUACCUUGUGCUUGAACGAUAACACAUUUAAAGCCAAGUAGCGUUUAGAUGGGCACACGAGAAAAUUAUUCGAAAUUAUUGAAUCAUAUAUAAUGGUUAAGAAGUAAUUACAGAUAUUGUUCACUAGUUAAUUUAUUUAAUUAAUAUUUGGAGGGCGUGUUCAGGUACAUUGAAAUAUUUUUGAGACUAGUAAUCGAGUUACAUAGUGCAAUAGACCAUAAUAAUUUGUGUCGCUUUCAAAUUUAAAAAUAGAACAACUGAUACACAACAUUGUUCGAUGUACAAAAAUGAAUUCGUUAAAUUGUUAUAUGAAUAUAAUGCUUGGAGAAAUAUCUAGUAUGUGGGGGACCUUUGAGAACAGCUUUUAAUAUUUAUGGUUAUAAGUAAAGUAAACAGUAGGUACGUUUAGUGAUAGUCUAGGCUGCGUUAGUGGUGAUGUUAUAUUAUUUGAUUCAAUGUUUGUAUUGGACACGCGUUGCUUGCGUUGCGUCUUGUCACACCUUGAUAUGCCUUCAUAGUUGAUGUUAAGAUUAUUGAUUAUUGUAGUUGAACCGGUUGUCCUCCGGGACGUUUUGUUAUUGAGUGUCAGUGUAACUUUCUUUACAUAUAACGUGUAGUGUCUUACAAGCUUACGAUAUUAUAAAAUAUCCAAAAUUUAUUUAAGCAUAGUAAGUUAAUAGCGUUUUGUAUUACGUUUAUAAUAAAUUAAAUGAAUCAUCUCAAUCAUUCCCUUCAUUGAAUCACCGCAACCAAUGUUUAUUAAUUAUUAUUAUUAUUAUUAUUUUAAUAGAGCUAAUAAUAUUAUAAGACAGAAAUUCAUUGUUUAAUUAAUACAUUAUUAGUAUUGUAUUUAUUCGUGUAUGAUACUAUUCCCCUGAUUUUUAUUGUAAGAUUAUAUUAUAUGAAUAAA